ACGGAAUGUUCCCUCUCUGGAGUGCCAGUCUUGCUUGCUGUUUAGAAAGAUGAAGUUCCAGAGGAGAGAUCUUUAGGGUCGUUAUCUGUUUUCUGUGCCAGUCAGAAGAAGCGCAGAGACAAAUGAAACGGGUGAAAUGGAAAAGAAGCAGCUCUCUGUAGAUGAUGACCUGUUACCUAUUUAUUAUGUUCACUCUGGGGUAGAAGAUAAAACAUUUUCUAGAGUGUGUCAGGGACAUGAAGCCUCUGUACCAUCUCCGCACUUUAACCAUUUUCCAUCAUUUAAUGAGAACUGUUUGCCCCCAGGUCCAUCUAGGACUGAGAGGUCUGUGCUAAAUAACUAUGAUUAUGAAGGGCAAAAGGAAGUCAACAGUGUUGGUUUCACUCCAGGUACGAAUGUUGAGGACUGUUGUGCAAGCAAUGCCUAUUCCAAAGUUCCGAUGGUCUCCGAUUUUCACCAAUCUCAUAAAGCCACCAAUAUGAGGACCCAGGUCAGUAGCACAUCAAAGUGCACCACUGCUCAGGACGUUUUCUUAGCCAGCUUACUUCAGGUUCAGCUUUGUGUCAUGGAUCUCCAAGAUCAGAUUGAAAUGACAGAGACCAAUCACAAAGCCAGGGACAUUGGACUUAAGAUGAGCACACCUAUGGGGCAAAAGAUGAGCCUACCUUCUGUCCUGGAGCCUGAAAUAAGACCCACUUGCAUUGAGGACGUUGUACGGAAUCCGGAACCUCCAUGUGUGGAUGAGGACCAAGAGAGCGAUGAUACUGCUUACUCUGAAUUGGAAGUAGAAGAGCGCUUGUUUUGCGAUAACCCUUUAUUUAAGAACUCGAAAGGGCCGCGUAAUGUGGAUUAUAAUGUACAGACUUCCAUCACUGAACUGACCAGCCAACAUAAACCAGCUCCCAUGGACAGGAUAGUAAAUGAGGGAAGCCAGCUGCUAAAACAGAACGCAUGGGAUAGUAAAGACAUGGGUACUGGAACGGUUGUAUGGCAUCGAAUAAUACGGGAGGAGUCUCUGGAGGAGCUCCAGAUAUAUGAAGAUGAGUGGGAGGAGAAGAGGUCCAUGCUCUGCAAUACAGGGACCUCUGGAUGGCCUGUUUCUAACAACUUGCCUGGUACCCAAACGAAUCCCCUGUGCCUGACAGACCCUCCAGCUCAAAUAGCCGUGGUCAGCUCUCUCCCUAAUAUACCAGUAACCUCUCCUUGCAAAGAAGAGCCUGGGGAGGAAGCAGGUUUGCUGUUUUCUGAUUCAAGCUACUGGACAAAAUAUUUAAUACCAGACGAGCAACCUGAGCACCAAGUUCCAACCCCAUCAACUUCCUAUAACCAAGAAUCCACUCCACCACCUCGAGAGGAGCCCAGAGAGAAGAUCCUGCUCAACCUAUGCCAGGGUGAAGGCAAUACACCAUAUCAGGAGAUACCUAGAGAAGAGAAACCACUUGAUCCGUUCCAGGGUGAAGGCACUCUACCACCUCAGAAAGAGCCCAAAGAAGAUAUCCUGCUUGACCCAUUCCAGGGUGAAGGCACUCUACCGCCUCAGAAAGAGCCCAAAGAAGAUAUCCUGCUUGACCCAUUCCAGGGUGAAGGCACUCUACCACCUCGGAAAGAGCCCAAAGAAGAUAUCCUGCUUGACCAAUUCCAGGGUGAAGGCGCUCUACCACCUCGGGAGUUGCCCAGAGGAGAGAUCCUGCUUGACCUAUGCCAGGGUGAAGGCACUCCACCACCUCGGGAGUUGCCCAGAGGAGAGAUCCUGCUUGACCUAUGCCAGGGUGAAGGCACUCAUCCUAUGUGCCAGGGUUGUCAGGGCAAGGAACAUGGAAGCAAAGUAUUACCAUCGGAGAGUGCAAGUGAGGCAUUACCAUGUAAACAGCAACAAGAUACUCCUGCGAUCAUCAUAGAGCAAUUAGAUGACGUGUCCACAGAUUUAGAGACUUCUGGUUCUGAGGAAGUGACCUAUGUAGAAGCUGUGGCCAACGCUCAGGAUGUGGAGGCAGCUCGGUGUUUGGCAAUGAAGCUCUUCCACCUUGAUGGCUUUGACAGAUCUCAGGUUGCUCCUUAUCUUCAGAAAAACAAUGAUUUUAGUGCCAUGGUGGCUGAGGAGUACCUUGCCCUCUUUGACUUCAAUGGGAAAAGCCUGGCUAUAGCUCUCAGAUCUUUGCUGCAAGAACUGGUAUUGACUGGGGAGACUCAGGAACGAGAGCGAGUGCUGUACCAUUUCUCCAAACGCUUCCAUAGCUGCAACCCCAAGGAGUACGGCUCUGCUGAUGCUGUUCAUACUCUUACCUGCGCCCUCAUGCUGCUUAAUUCAGAUCUACAUGGCCAGAACAUUGGGAAGAGCAUGACAGCACAAGAAUUCAUCAAUAACCUUGAGGGCAUGAAUGACGAUGGUAAUUUUACACGGGAGCUCCUGAAGAGUCUGUACCACUCCAUCCGGACAGAGAAGCUGGAAUGGGCCAUGAGUGAAGAGAAACUAGCGAACGUCCUCAUUGCAAGGCCAGAUAAUCUUUUGUCUGUUCGGAAGAAGAGUAAUCCUUUUGUGGAUCUUCCAGCACCAGACCCGCAGGCCCCGGUCUACAAACAGGGAAUGCUCUGCCGCAAAGUACAUGCAGACAUCGAUGGCAAAAAGACUCCAUGGGGAAAGAGACGCUGGAAGUCCUUCCACACUGCGCUGAAAGGGAUGCUGCUCUUCUUUCUAAAGGAUGAAUACCGGGCCGACUUCCAGUUUCCCGAGGAGGUGAUCAGCAUCCAUCAUGCUCUAGCUGAGAGAGCCAGUGACUACACCAAGAAACCCAACGUUUUCCGUCUACAGACUGCUGAUUGGCGGGUAUUCCUCUUCCAGGCUCAGACAUCAGAAGAGAUGAAUUCCUGGAUUUCCCGGAUUAAUUUAGUAGCGGCCAUGUUUUCUUCACCACCUUUUCCGGCAGCUGUGGGCUCUCAGAGGAGGUUUUAUCGACCCAUUCUCCCCUUAGCCCAGUCGAAGCUUGAUCUGGAAGAGCAACUUCAGUCCCACGAGACUCUAAUGGACAAAUUUACAGAUGAUCUGACUGAGCAUCAGCGAAAUCUUCCAGACCCGAAGAGUAAGAGUCGAGAGUCAGAGGACUACCAUUUGAGGGAAGAGUAUUUACGAUAUGAGAAAAUGAGGUACGAAACGUACGUGAAGCUCCUGGCUAUACGGUUAGAAAGCGGCUGUGAGGACCUCCUGGCUUUCGAGUCUCGGCUUACAGAACCUGACGGGGGUCAAGGGGAGACAACCGGAUUGAAGAGGUCCUACUCAAGUCCUUCUCUUAUCCCAGAGAGCUCUCCCGUGGUGGUGAAAGUGAAGCGCAACAUCUCAGAACGGCGCACGUACAGGAGGAUUAUCCCGAAACGCAACAAAAAUCUUGUGUGAAGAGAAGACUUCUGCUACCGGGCAGAACUCCUGAGCACUUUUUUCAUGGUACUUCCUGGGUGCAGUGUCAUCUGGACCAUCAGGUGCCUUAUUUGUCUUGCUUGCGCUGGACCUGGCAGAGACCACCAAAGCACUAUAUAUGGAUGGUCUCUCCUUAUAUCAAAGGGAUUCAUAAUUCCUUAAAUACAUGAACAGAACCCUAUGGGAUUCUGAACCUAUGCUCAUGGUUUUAAAUAAGGAACAAUGUUCCUUGGUUACUUAGAAAGUAUGGAGUCUGAAUAAGGUU
Molecule: messenger RNA, 3674 nt
Organism: Nanorana parkeri
Lineage: Eukaryota; Metazoa; Chordata; Amphibia; Anura; Dicroglossidae
Product: PH and SEC7 domain-containing protein 4-like
Exons: 16
Coding region: 137-3388 (1083 amino acids)
Biological process (GO): regulation of ARF protein signal transduction
Cellular component (GO): ruffle membrane
Molecular function (GO): guanyl-nucleotide exchange factor activity; protein binding; phospholipid binding
Source: RefSeq, a predicted model, not a curated record